UUGUAACAGUAGACCGCCUGUUUUCGUGCAAGAGAGCAGCUAUUCGGUGAUUGCAAACACUUUUUUGUUGUUGCGUUUUCUCAUUGUAAUCAUGGCUGAAAACUCUUCGGCAGGAGAAGCUGGGGCCGUUGAGAUUCCGGAGGGAGCGAUUCGCAAAUUGUCGGAGCUGAGAGUCAUUGACUUGAAAGCCGAAUUAAAAAGACGAAAUCUGGACACCAUUGGCAUCAAGAGUACGCUGACUGAGAGGCUGAAAAAGGCGAUUGAAGAAGAGGGUGGAAAUCCAGAUGAGAUGGUGGUUGUUCUCGAUGGAACUCCUAAGAAGGCACUGACUAAACGGACCUCCAAAGGGAAAAGACAGGAGAACGAUGAACCAGAGGACUGCACCAUUGAGGAAGAUUCGGGUGAUGGCCAGGAUGACAUGGAAAACAUGCAGGACAUGGACAUCCUGGAUAUGAAUGUGCUUGAUGAAGCUGAGAAUGACAACAGUAUGCCAGCAGAGGAGGAGUAUGACACGGAUGAAGUCCUGAACUCUCCGUCAGACAAAGGCAACCAUGAGAUCCAGGGUGACGAAGAGGAUGCCAUGAACGAAGAUGAACACGACAUUGGCAUCUCUGACUCUCCCGAGCCAAUGGGCAAAGCCAAACCUGAAGAGGAUGUACAGCCUAAAGUAGCAGACAUGGAAAAGAAUGAUCUCACUUGCCCAUCACCUAAAGAGGUUCAAGAGAAGGAUCCGGAGCCCGAAGACUCAAAGGAAGAAAUAGAAAAUGAGAAAGUAGCCGGGUCUUGUUUAUCUGAGCCACUAAAUGAAGAGCGCCAGGAGACACCAACUGAAGAUCAAGGCACCAUCGGGGACAUGGUCAAUGUUGCAGAGGAAGACGAUGUGUGUGACACCACUAAAGCCGAGGAGUCUGUCAAUGUAGAGACUAAACUGUCGACUAGCGACCAGGACGUUGCUAAGCUAACUGAGUGUCAAAUGAAAGACGCUGAAGAGACCGUUGACGCUGAAAGUACUCAGGCUGUUAGUGUAAACGAGCAGGGCAUGGGCGAAAGCGCUGUUGAUUCUGAAAUGGUCUCUAAGGCUGAGGGUGAGGAGGAAGAUAAGAAGACUGAAGAGAACGCUGCAGAAUCAACGGCAGUGAAAGAGUCCUCAUCUGUUGAGGGCGAUGAUCAGAAAAAGAGUUCUGAUGAGGAAAAGGGUAGCAAGCCUGACUCAAAAGAUGAAAAUGCCCCUGCAGGUAAUGCUCCAGCAAGUAGUGGCAGAAACCUGUGGGUUAGCGGUCUCUCCAGCACCACCAGAGCGACUGAUCUGAAGACUCUGUUCAGCAAGUAUGGAAAGGUUGUUGGCGCUAAAGUGGUGACUAAUGCCCGGAGCCCUGGGGCUCGUUGCUAUGGCUUUGUCACUAUAUGUUCCACAGAAGAGGCCACCAAGUGCAUCAGCCACCUGCACAGGACUGAGCUCCACGGGAGAAUGAUCUCUGUUGAGAGGGCGAAGAAUGAGCCUGCUGGGAAAAAGCCUGCUGACAAGUCUGGCACCGACAGUAGACAAUCCUCAGACUCCAAGUCCGAUGCAAACAAGGCUGAAGGUGAAGUCGGGAAAGAUGGGAAACUCAAUGAGAGGACAGUGGUGAUGGACAACUCUAAGGGAGAGCCUGUUGUCAGCGUGAAAUCCAAAAGCAAAGACCGGAGCACCAAGAGUCGUGAUCGCAGGUCUACAAGCAAAGAGAAGGAUAUCCUGUCAUUUGACCAGAUCAAGGAGCAGCGUGAGCGGGAGAGACAGAGACAGCGGGAGAGGGACAUCAGGGAGGUGGAGAGACGCAGGCACUCUGGUGAGCGCGACCGCAGCAGUGGUGCAGAUCGAGGCGGCGUAGACAGCCGCACGGAGCGCGAGCGUAUCCGCUUGUUCCGGGAGAAGGAGGAGCGCGAGCGCCUCCUACGUAAGAGAAACUGGCUGGAGGUGGAGAAGGAGCAGCUGAACUUUGACCGCCUGGAGCGCGAGUUCCUGGAGCGCGAGCGUCAGCGUGUGGAGUAUGAGCGCCGACGUGAGCAGGAGAGGAUCCAACGGGAGAGGGAGGAGCUCCGCAGGCAGCAGGAGCAGCUGCGCUUCGAGCAGGACCGCCGGCCCCUCAAGAGGCCCUACGCUGACGUGGACAGCAGGAAAGACAACUGGCAGGACAACAAGAGGCUGGCUAUGGAUGACCGCUAUGGGGGGCGCUCAGACUUCGGUCGGCAGGAGCGCUACCAAGACUUUGACCACAGGGACCGCAGUCGCUACCAGGACGAUUCAGUCAUUGACAGUAGGAGGGACACUUCACGGGCUGUGGUUGGAGACCGGGAUAGCACGCACUUCUCGGACCGUACCGAGAGGCACGGGAGGGACACCUGGACCGCUGCAGGAAGUUAUGACAAGCGUACUAUUAAUCCAAGGGAGGGCCGUGACUGGGACUCAGGACGGAAAAUAGAUGGGGACCGAACGUGGCAAACAGGUCGAGAUGGCGGCAUCCCAGGCCAAAGUCACAUUGGGGCACGGGGAGGAAUGGCAAGUCGUGGUGGAGGCUACAUACCAACGGGGACCUCCCAGUCCCUCUCUGGAGCUCUGAACCGUCAGAACCAGAUGAUGCAAGGCAGUGGGAUGCAGGGUGGCGGGGCGUUCGGUCGCCGCUACUGAGGUCUGAACACCCUUGUUCCCAGUCACACGUUUAAGUGUAUGCAAGUGAAACCGUCUGCAGCUUGUAUAUUGCUCACGAAAGCUUUGCGAAUUCAGAUGUUGCUUUUAUAGUCCCUUUGACUUUCUUUCCUCCCUUUAAAACUAAGACACCAUUGAACUGAACAUCUGAGUUUUAAAUGUCUCUGAUCAGAUCAUCCAUCGGUUUUCAUUCAGUGUCCUUUUGUUUUCAAAUUGAUUGCAAUGUAUAAUUUUUCUUUUCUAUUUUUGGUGUAUUUUAAGUGAUUUGUAUGGGGUUGACUUUUGGUAGAAAUGCUCAGGAAUGAGUCUACUCAAACCAUUUGCUAAAACCUGUGGUGAACUUGGUUGCGGAAAAGUACGAACCCAUUAAUGAUCAUGAUUGCGUUGCAGGCUUAUUUUCAGUAAUUGUCACAUUGUCUUAGUUUUUGUACUUAAGCAACACCUUUUCAGACUUUGUAUUGAUACUAACUUCUUCACAGAACAGCAGUACCAUGUUCACAAUAGGAAACAAUCAAUCGUGUCGGAUUCAACUACAGUUGUACUAUACCGCUGGAUGGCACCUGAUGGCUAUUUUUCUGUGAAAUGAAAAUGCUGCCUAAUAAAAUUCUUUUUGCAGUGCAACUGCUAAAAAAGUU
Molecule: messenger RNA, 3318 nt
Organism: Coregonus clupeaformis (lake whitefish)
Lineage: Eukaryota; Metazoa; Chordata; Actinopteri; Salmoniformes; Salmonidae
Product: scaffold attachment factor B2
Exons: 19
Coding region: 92-2665 (857 amino acids)
Biological process (GO): regulation of transcription by RNA polymerase II; regulation of mRNA processing
Cellular component (GO): nucleus
Molecular function (GO): sequence-specific DNA binding; RNA binding
Source: RefSeq, a predicted model, not a curated record